GAAUGAUCUAAUCGUGUGAAUUAAGGGUUAAUUUCUAAUUCGAUUUAGAUUAAAGUGGACACAUUUAGGCUCCUUAGGCGCAUUUGGCAAGAUGUAACAUUUGCAAAUUUAACAAGUAUAGUGCAAAUAUUUAAUAAGCUUCGAGGAGCCGUAGAUCGGGGGAACCGGGGGCUAAGAUGAUGAGAGAGACUGAGGGAAGGAGAGGGAGGCAGCUUCCAGUUGACCGGCUCCGAAUUCUUGCGGAUCAGCGGCAACCCUAGUGAUCUCGUUAACGUCAGCGGAGGCGCGCGUCGCGGUGUCCGGCUCGCCAUCCCUGAAUCCUCCUCUUCGUCACCUUCGCGCCGCGCAUCUCCCUGAGACCGGCAAUCGCGUUCGCAGCUCGGUCUCUCUCGGCUACGAUCGAUGAGCGCGCGAUGUCGGCGUACGACAAGUUUUACUGGUUCGCGAUGUAACGCCUCGGGCGAUAUGCUUUUUACAGUACGCGCGACGCGUUUUGUAGAGAGGUGGUAGCUGGGGAGAUCUCUUUCCCUUGCUCACGGUUGAUCUCUCUUCCCCUCCUCGCAUCAUUGGCCCCGUCGUCCUUUCUCUCCGCUUUGUUGCACCUGCGGAGAACGUCGAUGCCGAGGCGCGAGAUCGACGAAGAGGGAGAACGGAACGGGAACGCGGCGCGGAACGGGAACCGAACGCGUACCGCGAGUAGAAGGAGGAGCUGAAGGAGAGAACCCAGUGGUGGAGGUGGAGGAAGAAGAAGAGAAGGAGGCGGCGGGCAAGGCGGGAGGAGGAGGAGAACGGAACACGAGAGAUCGGCAGCACAGUUUCGUGUUCAGCUUAGCUCGGUUCGGCUCUCUCAGUUUUAUAGUAUCGAAAACCAUCAAGUACUCGAAAAGGUCUCGUACGCAUUCCCUUCGAACGGUUCCGCGCACUCACCAGACAGAGAGUCCGGAGGUUGCGAUUUCUCUCCUUCUUUCUCCGUCAGCUCGCGAGAGACGCGAGAUUCUUAGUCGCCCGAGCGGCGACUAGAAUACCUGUUGCUCUGCGUGCUCACGCGAGGAGACCGGCGACGUUGGUGCGCAGUUCGCGGGCGAAACAGCGACAACGAAGGUGACGUGUACGCCGAGGAAUCAUGAGGACGAUAUGGCGGCUUUCCGCAAUAAUGCUUUUGUUAAUAAUGCAUUCUGCUCUACUCAGUGCUCAUCGUGAACACAAGGUCCACAAUAUCGUGCUGUAUCCUGAUAAGCACAGUUGGUGCAAGACGACGCCUAUAAAACAGGUAGUGACAUGGCCUCAGUGUUCUUCGCAGGAAUUGGACAAUAACGUUUGCGUCGGUGCUUGUUUCUCAUAUAUGGUCCCUCACAGUGAACCCUCCGCACCUGGAGAUCUCAUAAGACCUUAUUGCGAUUCCUGUCAACCUCUCGAUAGUGUUUGGCAUACUGUUACAUUAGAUUGCAAAGACGAACAAAAUAAUCCAGUGACUAUGCAAAAGAAGGUGCAGAUUAUCACAAACUGUUCCUGCAGUUCCUGCAUGGAGACUUCAAAGAUCAAGCCGGACUAUAACACCUUACUGCAGUCCUUAACAGAGGAGAAUUUGGACAAGAAUGUAAAUGUAGCACACGAGACGCCCGAUUUAUUGUUGGAUCCGAACUUAAAUGCCUCGAAGAAUACAACAAGAGAAUUUAACGGAACGCAAAUCAAUGAGCGGUUUCAUCAACUCGUCAAGAAAUUGAAGGAGUCGCAAAAACUGGACGAAUCACAUAAGGAAUUGUUCUCUAAAUAUGAAGAAGAGGAAAACUUGGAACUCGACUUGGAAAAAUUGAAGGAAAAGAUUAAGAAGUAUACUCAAGAAAAUAAGGAAGGCCAGCAUGAACAUCAUCAUCAGCAUCAGCACGAGCAUCAGCACCAAAAUCAACAGCAACAACAACAGCAUCUUCAUCACGGACCACAUCAUUCUUUGGUGCUGGACUCGGACGUGAAGGAAAAGAUCGACGUGGAACCACAUUACUUGCAUCCCGCUGUGGCUGGACAAGAGAUCAGUUACCACGAUAACAUUCUGAUGGAUAAGGAGAAGAAGAAGAACUUCUAG
This is a messenger RNA of Atta colombica, 2080 nucleotides long. RefSeq names its product cyclin-dependent kinase 8-like. NCBI's taxonomy places the organism in Eukaryota, Metazoa, Arthropoda, Insecta, Hymenoptera, Formicidae. Gene Ontology annotation, molecular function: BMP binding; receptor ligand activity. The record is from RefSeq and is a predicted model, not a curated record. The transcript has 4 exons. Gene Ontology annotation, biological process: animal organ morphogenesis. Bases 1124 to 2080 code for a protein of 318 amino acids.